ACUGUCUGCUUCUCUGCCACUGUCUCGGCUUCACCCCCGCUGGCCACCUCCCACCUCUGCUUCUCUGCGCUCGCCAUUGGCUGUCCAGAGUGGGGGGCCUGUAGGGCUCUGUGUGUGUUCCUGUGGGUGGGGUCGAUGUGGAGGCAGGUCCCUCUGCAGAUAAAUAGGGGCCAGUGAUAGACCCAAAGACGGCCAUCCUCAGCUCACCAGCCUGCCUCCCUCCUGCCCACUCAGCCCUCUGGGACUGGGAGCUGGCGAGGUGGCAGUGUCUGGAGGCGGGCCAGCAACCUGAGGUGCAUGCCACAGCCUGUCGCCUCUCCCUGCACACAGCUGAGCCGCAGGAAAGCCGGCCCGAGGCAGCGGCAACCUUCCGACUGACAGUGACGACUUGCCCCUGCCAGCGAGAGAGGACAGAGCUUGGAGAGAGCCGUAACUAGCGAGCCAUGGUUGAGGGGGAGGUGACCGCCGUCUCCUCCCUGUCUGAGACGUUCAACCUGGCCCCCAUGGACUACCAGCAGCCCAGACUCCUCUACUGCAGCAACGGGGGCUACUUCCUGAGGCUCCAUCCGGAUGGCACAGUGGACGGCACCAGGGACAAGAGCGACGAACACAUUCAGCUGAAGCUCGUUGCCGAAAGCGUGGGGGUGGUGUAUAUAAAGAGCAUCAAGACCGGCCAGUACUUGGCCAUGAACCCCGACGGGCUUUUAUACGGCUCCGAGACCCCAGAGGAAGAAUGCUUGUUCCUGGAAACGCUGGAGGAAAACCACUACACCACCUUCAAAUCUAAGAAGCACGUAGAGAAGAAUUGGUUCGUUGGUCUCCGGAAGAAUGGAAGGGUCAAGAUCGGGCCUCGGACUCACCAAGGCCAGAAAGCAAUCUUGUUCCUGCCCCUCCCGGUGUCCUCUGAUUAAAGAAACCCACUCAGGGUGCUCACCACUCCAGAGGAGUCUCACGAGGCCCUCCUCCUGUGAACCCCAGAAUGCCCCUUGUCCAUUGGCUGUACUAACCCUUGGCCCACAGAGCCUGAAUAUGUAAGAAUGUGCUUCUAUGUGCCCCCAUCACAUUUUGCAGCACUCUUUAUCCCAGCCAUGUUUGGAACACAGGGGACCAAAUUGCUUCUAAGGGGCCAAUUGGCUGGCCAGGCUGGGUCUGAGUCUGGAUUUGCAGGCCCGGUUCCUUCUGGGCAGGCGACAGGCCUAGCCUCUCAAUGCAAAGGAGCUGCCAAAUGCGUCAUUCGUCACAUGCACUGUUUCCCUCUACCAAAUGAACCUGGUCUACCAUGCCUCAAACAUCGGGCCUGACGCCCUUUCACCCUUUCCAUACAGCAGACAUGGCCACAGAAAUGCUUGUUGCUAGCAGCUGCGAGGAAGGCCGAAGGCAGUGUUUCCUCAGAAGGAUCCGAGAGGAAGGUGUGAUUUAAAAUGAGGAGGGAGGUUGGCUUUUGGUGGACAAGCUAGGAGGAUGAAAUCUCAGCCGGGCGGCCCAGCCAGAGGAGAAAGCAGAAUCAACCCGUCGCUUUGGGAGUUAGGAUGCUUCUCUGCCUUUCUCCAGGCCCCUCGGUGGCGGCAGGCAGUCCGGUGGGGAGCAGGAGGUGCGGUUCCUGGAUGGGAGCAGGGGCAGCAGGGGUCGAUGCAUCCCUGGGCAUGGGGACUGGGUGUGCAUGAAGGCAAAGGAAGGGAAGCCCGCUGGGAUGGAAUAAGCCAUCCUCUCAUAGAGGAUGCUCUUAGAAGUCAGGAAGACCGAGAAGGCCGCACCAUGGCCCAUGCUUGGCCACUGGGCAGCAGGGGCUUUGGGUUCCCAAGGCAGGACUCGUCUAACUCCAGGUCCUGGCUAAAUGCAGACCCUGAUUCACUGGGUCUGGGAGCAGCACUGGCAUUUCUAACAAGUUCCCAGCUGCCGCUAAUGCUGCCGGCCUCCCCCAUCAAAGGUUACCCAGUACGAGUUGGCACUGGGUCAACUCUAGCUCACGGUGACGCCUCUGUGCCCCAUAAGGUUUUCAACAGCUGGGUUUUCACAAGUAGAUCACCAGGCCACUCUCCCCAGGUGCCUCUGGGUGGACUUGAACCUCCAGCCUUUUGGUUCACAGCUGAGCGUAGCCACUAGUUGCACCACUGUCCUAGAAGUGGCAAGAUCCUUGAGAAGGUUAUUCAAAUGAAGGUGACUCAAAUCCCAGUCCUUCACUUUGUCUCCGCCCCUUCUCCAAAAUGCAUCUCCCACGCCCCCUUCUGCAUCCAGCGGGCAGCAUCCACAUGGGUGAUGUCUGCUUCAAGAGCAUGGUUUUAAGGAGCCUUGGCCCAUUUAGAAGGCAUACAAAAGCAGGAUUCAAACAUGUUUAGCUCAACAUACACCUGGUCCCCAGAGAUCAUCUGUGUGUUAUGGUUACUUGUGCAAAUACGCUGUGCUAAAGCAAGCCUGACACAGGUCAGUGGCAAUUAGAAGCACCAUUCAUCUUUGACCUAUACUACUGAUGCUAAGGGAAAGCCUUAAGACUCCAUUUAAACUAAUUGUGAGACUAUGUUCGAAUCACAUUUAAGAAUUCAUAGCUCCAACGUGAUUACACUAAUCAGCAUUCAGCCACUGAGAAAGAUAAUAGGAUAUAUCAUGUAUAAGCUACUCAAGUAUCCACUACUUAUACUGCACUUACCGAUGAAAUGAGAUUUUCUUUGUCCCUUGUUUUCCUCCAAGCGGUUUAUGGAUUUUUAUUUGAGAAUGGAGACUCUUAAGCAAUCAUGCGAUCACUGUAGGGGAAAAAAAUGACCAGAGGGUUGGCUUGUGUUUUAUAAGGGCUGGAGUAAUUAUUCAUGGAAAAAUAAUUCCUUUGUAAAGGAACGGUCAUAUGGGAAUGGGAGAAAGGAAUGCCCAUUUGUGAAUGCUCCACAUGAUCAUAUAACCUAGGAAUUGAUCUAGGGAAAUUAAUAUGAUGGUUCUUUCUAUCAGCAUGCAUUUGAUCAGCAAAGUGAUUUUGCAGCUUUUGGGGGGUAUGGACCUUGGAUAAGACGCGUCCGUUUUACUUCAGUAAAUCUUUGCAGGCAAGUUGGGACCAUGCAGUGUGACUUCACAGCGCUCUACUGUGAGGAUUGGGCUGGAAAAAAGGUGCCCAGUGAGGAAAUCCACGAUAUUUAUACUGGUCUAUGAUUUUUAGUAUAUGAAUCAAAUUCAAGUACAACAUUAGCCAAGGAAAAUGAAAGACUGUUGCUGACAGAUGAGGCGGAAGCCUGUGGUUUAGAGACCCAGGGCAUUGUAGUAGCAAAUGACCAUGACUCCAGUCAUCAUUCAAUAAAUCUUUAUUAAGAGCCUGCUGUGUGCCAGGCACAGCACUGGGUUCUGGGGAGCCUGGGUCCUGGUCUGUCUGGCCUGCUGCUGUAUCCCCUCCCAGGGCAUUAUAUUUAUGUGGGUUCAUUUCUUUCUCUCAAAGCCAGGAGCACAGACUGGAGAGGCUCCUGCUGGACCCACAGGAAGUACCAGAAACCCAGAUGUUAUAAGAACGAGCAACCUCUCCGCCUAAGAUAGAGUCUCAGAGGACACGACAAGGUGGCCUGAACAUUUUCCACUGUAGAAAAUGUGUCGGUUUUAGGGGACCGCUUUCGGGUCAGGAAAACCACCCGUCAGCUUGGGUCAGGAGGGAGUAGUGGGCAGUUCCUGGGUCCUUUUGGAAUAGGUUCUCGUCUCUUCACGGCGGGGCCUGCCCAUUGCUCACUGUCUUCCUCAGUCAAGGCUCGUAGUCAGUUGUUCCUCUUCCGGUUACCUGUGGGGAGUUAACCUGACCAAGUAUCCCUUGGUACGAAGUGUUCUUGAGGAUUUUGAUGGUGGCCAUGGUUCUUUGUGUUUCCUUGGGAAAAGAAUGAAAAUGAAAGGUCCCUGGGACCCACGGACUGGAGCAUCAUGUGCUACUGAAGAUCAAGGUCAAGGCUUUGUGUUGGAGGUGACAGAGCCAGAGUCCACAGCUUGGCACAGACACCGUGCUGACUGACCCACCACGCUCCCAGGCUGCAGCGCAGCACGGGUGUCUGAUGAAGAAGAUGUCUGUCAUGUACAUCACUGUCUUUAUAUCUAUCCAUGUAUCUAAUCACAGUCUAUAGAGUACAAAUAUUAAUAAACGUUCCAUGAAGAUGUGA
Echinops telfairi (small Madagascar hedgehog) is the source of this 4115-nucleotide messenger RNA. It is a transcript of the gene FGF1, whose product is annotated as fibroblast growth factor 1. NCBI's taxonomy places the organism in Eukaryota, Metazoa, Chordata, Mammalia, Afrosoricida, Tenrecidae. Gene Ontology annotation, biological process: cell differentiation; positive regulation of cell population proliferation; animal organ morphogenesis. Gene Ontology annotation, cellular component: cytoplasm. Bases 444 to 911 code for a protein of 155 amino acids. The transcript has 4 exons. Gene Ontology annotation, molecular function: growth factor activity; fibroblast growth factor receptor binding. The record is from RefSeq and is a predicted model, not a curated record.